Malus domestica (apple) is the source of this 1326-nucleotide messenger RNA. The record is from RefSeq and is a predicted model, not a curated record. Lineage: Eukaryota; Viridiplantae; Streptophyta; Magnoliopsida; Rosales; Rosaceae.
AUGUGGUUGAAACUUAUUGAGCGUUUUUCUGCAGUGACAAAAGCUACAAUCUUUCACAUGAAGACAGAGCUUCAGAAUAUCAAGAAAGGGUCUGAAUCUGUUUCUGUUUAUCUUCAAAAGAUUAAAUAUGCAAGGGAUCAUCUUGCUGCAGCUGGAGUACUAUUUGAUGAUGAAGAUAUCAUUAUUCUUGCAUUGAAAGGGUUACCUUCAGAUUUCAACACGUUUCGAUGUGUGAUCAGAGGAUGGGAAAAUGGAAUAUCUCUCAAAGAUUUCAGGUCUCAACUUUUGGCAGAAGAAGCAAUCAUCAAUCAAUCUUUUAACAGUUCUCCUGGUUUGUCCUUUGGUAGUGCUACGGCUGCUGGUAUUCAAUUUGACAAAGGGAAAGCACUUGCUCUUGACCAAGAUCAACCCAAAUCUUUUUCUGAUCAUUCCUUCAAGUACAAUGGAGGACCAAGUUCUGCUAGUCAUAAUCAAGGUUCUGCUCACAAUAAUGGAUCUUUUAACACUUUCAAUGGUGGUUAUCACACUUAUGGUAAAGGGAGUUCUUUCAGAGGCAGAGGGAAAAGCCGCUUUCAAUACAAUUCAAUUCCAAGAUUUUCUAAUGGUAAUCCCGGUAUUCUUGGUACUCCAAAACCAUACCAAUCCUACUGCCCGGAUCACCCAUCAGAAAUCCCCACCUAUCAAAUAUGCAACAAAAAGGGUCAUGUUGCUGCAGAUUGCUUCCAAAGACAUAACAACACCGCCUUGAACUCUCCUAUUCAAUGCCAGAUAUGUUGGAAAUAUGGACAAUCAGCCCUUCAAUGCUACCACAUGAGUAAUUUUGCCUAUCAAGGACGGCCCCCAACUCCUAAUCUCACAGCUAUGCAUGCAAAUCAUCAACCUUCAACACCAACUGAGCAAUUUUGGAUUGCAAAUACUGGGGCUACAUCACACAUGACCUCUGAAUUGACAAACCUAGAUCUAUCUACUCUAUAUCAAGGAUCUGAUACAAUUACUACGGCUAGUGGUGCAGAAUCAUUGGAAACAGUUGCAUCUCGAGCCUCAGAGUCUAUUUCUUUACCUUCACAUGAACACACUGUAGUACAUACACCCAGGGACUUGUCACCAAAUCACAUGCCCUUGUCUAGUGUCCGUACACAGCACCCUAUCCCUGUGGAUCCUGAUUUCCACCCUGAGAGCCUAAGUGUGGUUUUGCCUAUAAAACUGAAUGUUCAUCCUAUGCAGACAAGGUCGAAGAAUGGGGUGUUCAAACAGAAAGUGUUUUUAGCCACAGUUACUUCCGAACCUAAAACAUUUAAAAAUGCAGCACUAAUUCCUGAAUGGUAG